AUGGAUCCCAAGGCGACGGAGAAGAAACCGGAAGAGAAGAAGCCAGCCGAGAAAUCCCCGGCGGAGAAGCAUCCAAAGGCCGAGAAGAAGAUCUCGAAGGAAGGCGGAAGCGAGAAGAAGAAGAAGAAGUCGAAGAAGAGCAUCGAGACAUACAAGAUCUACAUCUUGAAGGUCCUCAAGCAGGUUCACCCCGAUAUCAGAAUCUCGGGAAAAGCGAUGAGGAUCAUGAAUAGUUUCAUCAACGACAUCUUCGAGAAACUCGCCCAGGAAUCUUCGAAGCUCGCUAGAUACAACAAGAAGCCGACGAUUACGUCUCGGGAGAUCCAGACUGCGGUAAGACUUGUGUUGCCUGGAGAGCUCGCGAAGCACGCCAUUUCUGAAGGGACGAAGGCGGUUACCAAAUUCACAAGAAAUUAG
Molecule: messenger RNA, 417 nt
Organism: Brassica oleracea var. oleracea
Lineage: Eukaryota; Viridiplantae; Streptophyta; Magnoliopsida; Brassicales; Brassicaceae
Product: histone H2B.8-like
Exons: 1
Coding region: 1-417 (138 amino acids)
Biological process (GO): nucleosome assembly
Cellular component (GO): nucleosome
Molecular function (GO): structural constituent of chromatin; DNA binding; protein heterodimerization activity
Source: RefSeq, a predicted model, not a curated record